Molecule: messenger RNA, 441 nt
Organism: Pyricularia grisea
Lineage: Eukaryota; Fungi; Ascomycota; Sordariomycetes; Magnaporthales; Pyriculariaceae
Exons: 1
Source: RefSeq, a predicted model, not a curated record
UUCGUUUCCCUCGCCAUUGUUUUCGCCAUCGAGGUCCCUGUUUGUCUGUUCUUUACAUAUUUUGGUGUUCGUCCUUUUUCCCGAUACCUUAACGGCUCUAAUGAAAUUGCAGACGUGACGGCGAUAAUGUGGCGUAUAAUUGACUGGUGUUACAUCUUCUACGCCAUAUUUACCAUGCUAGCGACGAUUUUGUUAGCCACGCGACCAAGAUGGUACCUUUUGCAAAAUCUAAUAAGCAAUAUGCUUUACGUGUUGCCUUGGGCUAUUAUAUGCCAGCUUGUCGGCUAAUAAGGCCUGGACGUAUCACAGUUUUGUUUUUGGCGGAAGCCUUGUUUUUAGCUUCGUCGAUAUUUGCGUCGUAAAUAGCCUUUGGAUUUGGACCUUGAUGACAGGUAAAAUGAGGCUAGAGGUGUUUAGGGAUUAAACAACAGGGGGAUUAUU